AUGGCCGGUGGCUCAGGGGGCAGGUCGCUGCAGGACACACCAACAUGGGCUGUUGCGACUGUGUGCGCAGCCUUUGUGAUCCUAUCUAUCCUCAUAGAACAUGGGAUUCAUUCUCUUGGAAAGUGGUUCCAGAAACGCCAGAACAAGGCCAUGAUUGAAGCCUUAGAGAAGAUUAAAGCAGAAUUGAUGCUAUUGGGUUUUUUAUCCCUUCUACUAACCGUGGGUACGACUUAUAUUGCUAAGAUAUGCAUUCCUGAAAAAGUUGGAAACACAUGGCUUCCUUGCAAAGAAGACGAGAAGAAGAAGGCCAACGAUGAUAACAAAGGCGGUGAUCACCGCAGAAAACUACUUUCCCACGCUCAAGACAUGAUAUGGCAUCGAGUUUUGGCGGCAGCAGCAGCCGCCGAAGAAAAGGAUUUUUGCCUCGGAAAGGGGAAAGUAUCAUUAAUCUCACAAUCAGGGGUGCACCAGCUGCACAUAUUUAUAUUCGUACUUGCCGUUUUUCACGUUCUGUACAGCGUCAUCAUCAUGGUUCUGGGCCAGGCCAAAAUGAAGAAAUGGAAGGCUUGGGAGUUGGAAACGUCUUCAUUGGAAUAUCAAUUCACAAAUGAUCCUGCAAGAUUCAGGUUUGCCCAUCAAACAUCCUUUGUGAGGCGUCAUGCUGGAUUCUCCAAGAAACCUGGGAUCAGAUGGAUUGUAGCAUUCUUUCGGCAAUUUUUCGGUUCACUAUCAAAGGUCGAUUAUUUGGCAAUCCGCAAUGGAUUUAUCAAUGCGCAUUUUGCCCCAAAUAGCAAAUUUGACUUCCACAAGUACAUUAAAAGGUCCAUGGAAGAUGACUUCAAGGUGGUUUUGGGCAUAAGUAUCCCACUAUGGUUUGUUGCUGUCAUCUUUCUGCUUCUGAAUGUUUCCAGCUGGUAUAUACUCACCUGGAUCUCGAUAGUCCCACUCAUUACACUUGUACUGGUGGGUACCAAACUAGAACUUGUUAUCAUGGAGAUGGCACAACAAAUCGAGGAUCGAACCACUGUUGUUAGAGGAGCUCCAGUGGUAGAGCCAAGCAACAACUUUUUCUGGUUCAAUCGGCCCCAGUGGAUUCUCUACUUGAUCCAUUUCACACUGUUUCAGCACAGCCACAACCGGAUUAUUAUUUCUAAUAAUGGGUUGGUUCUAAUCGAAGAAUUUCGAUGGAUGCAGAUGGGAUCACACAUGAAGCAAGCAAUUUUCGAGGAGCAAAUGGCAAAGGCUCUUAAGAAAUGGCACAGAGCUGCCAGGGAGAGAAAGAAGCAGCGGGAAGCAGGUGAUGUUUCUAGUUCUGGGUUUGUGAGCGGGGAAAAUACACCUAGUCGAGGUACAUCACCCAUGUAUUUGCUCCACAAGUACCAGUCCAAUGCAGCAGAUCAAAAUCUAAGUGUUCCUAAUUCUCCAAGGGCUAAUCAAUCUGAUACGGAGUUCUCAGAAGUCGAUGUUUCUGUUCGUGGUGGGCAUGACGCAAGAAGACCUAAUGAUCAUCCAGUGCAAAAUGGAGAAUCUCAUACAGUUGAUUUUGCUUUUAUCAAAAAUUAG
This is a messenger RNA of Ilex paraguariensis (yerba mate), 1563 nucleotides long. The record is from the annotation of a GenBank genome assembly. NCBI's taxonomy places the organism in Eukaryota, Viridiplantae, Streptophyta, Magnoliopsida, Aquifoliales, Aquifoliaceae.